Mirounga angustirostris (Northern elephant seal) is the source of this 872-nucleotide messenger RNA. It is a transcript of the gene PSMG3, whose product is annotated as proteasome assembly chaperone 3. NCBI's taxonomy places the organism in Eukaryota, Metazoa, Chordata, Mammalia, Carnivora, Phocidae. The transcript has 3 exons. Gene Ontology annotation, biological process: proteasome assembly. The record is from RefSeq and is a predicted model, not a curated record. Bases 169 to 537 code for a protein of 122 amino acids.
GGAACCCCGCCGCUCCGGGCGCCGGAGACCGUGCCGGGACCGGAAGCUCGCAGGCGCCCUUCCGGUGGGAGGGGCCGCAGCGCGAGCAGGCGGGGCCCCUGCGGGGGCGGCCCGCGUCGCCCAAGGCGUCACUUCCGGCGCGGCGCGUGCCCCUGGAGAGACCCAUCCAUGGAAGGCAAACCCUUGCUGGUCUCCAAGCAGAAGACGGAAGUGGUGUGUGGGGUCCCCACGCAGGUGGUCUGCACAGCCUUCAGCACUCACAUCCUGGUGGUGGUGACCCAGUUCGGGAAGAUGGGUACCCUGGUCUCCCUGGAGCCCAGCCCCGUGGCCAGUGACAUCAGCAAGCCUGUGCUCACCACGAAGGUCCUCCUGGGGCAGGACGAGCCUCUCAUCCAUGUCUUAGCAAAGAACCUGGUGACAUUUGUGUCUCAGGAAGCUGGGAACAAAGCGGUCCUCCUGGCCAUGGCCGUGAAGGACAGGAGUGUGGAGGGGCUGAAGGCCUUGAAGGAGGUGAUCCAGUCCUGCCAGGUGUGGUGACCCUGGAGCAGCAGACACACCUGCUACUCAGCGAGCUGAGGGGACACGCGACACCCGGGGUCAGGCAGGAGGAGGAGCUCUGCCUUUAGCUCUAGAAGCCAGAAGAAACGUGCGCAUCCCAGGCAGACUGGUACUUUGGGCGCUAACUUAUCCGCGGGUGGAGGAAACCUGCGGAGUGUGUCUGAGGGCUGUGAACGGUUCUUACCCGGGUCCAGAUCGCUGCGUAUGUUUGAGACUUGAAAGAUGAGUCAUCAGGCAUGAGUCCUGGCCCCCCACGUGCAGUAUCUGUUGUUGAAGGAAAUUUUUUUUAUUCUCAAUAAAUGCCUGUCCCCGGA